This is a messenger RNA of Cryptococcus deneoformans JEC21, 1096 nucleotides long. RefSeq lists its product as hypothetical. Gene Ontology annotation, cellular component: mitochondrion. Gene Ontology annotation, molecular function: 2,4-dienoyl-CoA reductase (NADPH) activity. The record is from RefSeq and is a predicted model, not a curated record. NCBI's taxonomy places the organism in Eukaryota, Fungi, Basidiomycota, Tremellomycetes, Tremellales, Cryptococcaceae. The coding region runs from base 185 to 1030 and encodes 281 amino acids. Gene Ontology annotation, biological process: fatty acid beta-oxidation. The transcript has 7 exons.
CGUACAUCGAAUUAUAACUCUAGGUCGGACAAAUGAAACGGACAAUGAGGCAAAGCAAUUGUCUAUAAAAUGGGCUAGCUCAGAAGGUAGCAAAGUUCUCCCAUUCAGCAUCUUAAGUGUCUCUCGGUAUUCCACGACUUUAACUUCCAACAACUUUCACAACCAAAUUCACAGAAAUUUCAAAAUGAAGCUCGAAGGAAAGGCUUUCGUUGUCACUGGUGGCUGUGGUUCUAUCGGUGGCACUGCCGCUAAGCAUAUCAUUGCCAGAGGCGGUAUUGCUCUGAUCUUCGACGUUCUCCCCGAGGAAGCUGGUCAGGCCAAGGUUAAGGAGUACCAUGCCGAGCGUGCUUUCUACUUCAAGGCCGACAUCACCAACGUCGAGGUCUUCUCCGCCUGCAUUGAUGCCGCCUUGAAGGUUAUCCCCAAGGGCUCUCUCUUCGGUGGUGUCCAUUGUGCUGCUAUUGCGCCCGGCCGACCUUGGGACCAAAAGUUGAAGAAUUCUAUCGCUCACUUCCAAAAGGUCAUGCAUGUCAACUCUUACGGUACCUUCCUUGUCGACGCCUGUAUUGCCGACGCUAUUAACUCCCAGUACCCGGACGAGGGACCUUUCGGCCCCCGAGUUAAGGAGGAGCGAGGCUGCAUCGUGAACAUUGCGUCUGUUGUCGCCAAGCCUGUCCCUGCCCGAUGCUUGACCUACGGUGUCAGCAAGGCUACAGUCUUGGGUAUCAGCAGCGGUAUUGCCGACUUCCUCGGCCCCUACGGUAUCCGAGUCAACUCUGUUAGCCCUGCUGUCGUUGCUUCCUCUCUUAUGGGCCCCGACCGAAUCCCCUACUUCGAGUCUGAGCUCGAGGCCGCCGCCAUCUACCCUCGCCGACUCUCCCAGCCCGACGAAGUCGCUCAGGGUAUUGUCUACCUUCUGGAGAACUCUAUGAUGAACGACUUUGAGCUCAGGGUCGACGGUGGCUGGAGAGGUAGUAGCAACUGGGGCGGCCCCCACGACCCCCGAUCCAACGCUCCUUCUCUUGAAUAAUCUGGGAAAUUGAGUAUUUUGGUGUUCAUCAGGAGUUGUUCAUAGAGAUGGCAGGUCAAAAAUGCA